Messenger RNA from Rhincodon typus (whale shark), 5559 nucleotides. RefSeq names its product B-Raf proto-oncogene, serine/threonine kinase (gene braf). The coding region runs from base 5 to 2359 and encodes 784 amino acids. Gene Ontology annotation, biological process: protein phosphorylation. The record is from RefSeq and is a predicted model, not a curated record. Gene Ontology annotation, cellular component: mitochondrion; plasma membrane; cytosol. Gene Ontology annotation, molecular function: protein kinase activity; ATP binding. NCBI's taxonomy places the organism in Eukaryota, Metazoa, Chordata, Chondrichthyes, Orectolobiformes, Rhincodontidae. The transcript has 19 exons.
CGUCAUGGCUGUGUUGGCGUCAGUUCCGGCUGGGCCUGCCGCGAAGAUGGCGGCCGCCAGCCCCGAUCCGCCGCCGUUAAACGGCCCGGAGGAGCUGAUGGAGCCGCCCGGUGAGGAGGCUGAGGGCCUCAGCGUCUCAGAGGAGGUCUGGAACAUCAAGCAGAUGAUCAAGCUAACUCAGGAGCAUAUUGAAGCCCUGUUGGACAAGUUCGGGGGGGACCAUAAUCCACCCUCUAUCUACCUGGAGGCUUAUGAAGAGUACACAAGCAAGCUGGAUGCCCUGCAACAGCGUGAACAGCAAUUGUUGGAGUCCAUGGGGAAUGGUACAGAGUUCCCAAAUAGUAAUCCCACUCUGACGGAGCUGAUGGAGCCCUGCACCCACCUCACUGUCGCUCAGAACUCUCCGAGCCUGUUACAGAACCCGAGCGACAGUUUGAGGGCCAACCCCAAAUCUCCUCAGAAACCCAUUGUUCGAGUCUUCCUGCCCAACAAACAGAGGACUGUGGUGAGUAAAAACAGUGAAGGGACCACUGGACCCAUUGAAUGUGUAGGUCCUUGGCAACUGAUACCAAAAAAAGGCGAAAUCAGGCCCAUUCAGGUGUGGGCUUAUAUUAAAGUAUCAAUUGGGUUGGCUUCUCCUGGUACUGAUACGGAGAAGAAGCCCAUUGGCUGGGACACAGACAUGUCCUGGUUAACUGGAGAAGAACUACAGGUGGAGGUGCUGGAACAUGUUCCACUGACCACGCAUAACUUUGUUCGAAAGACAUUUUUCACUCUGGCGUUCUGUGACUUUUGCCGAAAGCUUCUGUUCCAGGGUUUUCGUUGUCAGACGUGUGGAUACAAGUUCCACCAACGUUGUAGCACUGAGGUUCCUCUCAUGUGUGUCAACAUUGACCAGCUAGAUCUGCUCAUUCUUUCCCGAAUCUAUGAAAACCAUCCCAUUACGCAAGACGAUGUAUCGUCUGGAACAACGCCACCGGGUUUGGGGAUGUAUCCUUCAGUUCCACCAUCCGAUUCCACAGGGUCCCUAACUCACUCCACUGCCUCUCCAACAAAAUCGAUUCCAAUCCCACAGCCUUUCAGACCCAGUGAGGAAGAGCAACGCAAUCAGUUUGGGCAACGUGACCGUUCAUCCUCUGCACCAAACGUACACCUCAACACCAUUGAGCAGGUCAAUAUUGAUGGUCUGAUCCGUGAUCAAGGUCUACCACGCAGUGAUGGAGGGUCCACAUCGGGCCUGUCCGCCACCCCGCCUGCUUCGCUGCCUGGUUCUCUGAGUUGUGUCAAAACGUUGCAGAAAUCACCCGGUAGUCAGCCACGAGAGAGGAAAUCGUCAUCCUCAUCAUCCGAAGACCGCAAUAAGAUGAAAACUCUGGGUCGAAGGGACUCCAGUGACGACUGGGAAAUUUCAGAAGGACAGAUCACAUUGGGUCAAAGGAUAGGAUCAGGCUCGUUUGGAACAGUGUACAAGGGAAAGUGGCAUGGGGAUGUUGCAGUGAAGAUGCUGAAUGUUACAGCUCCGACGCCUCAACAGCUACAAGCCUUUAAGAAUGAAGUAGGAGUCCUCAGAAAAACCCGGCAUGUGAACAUCCUCCUGUUUAUGGGUUACACCACAAAGCCUCAGCUUGCCAUCGUGACGCAGUGGUGUGAGGGUUCCAGUCUGUAUCACCACCUUCACAUCAUCGAGACCAAGUUUGAGAUGAUCAAGCUCAUCGACAUUGCCCGCCAGACUGCCCAAGGCAUGGACUACCUACAUGCGAAGUCCAUUAUCCACAGAGACCUGAAGAGUAAUAAUAUUUUUCUACAUGAAGACCUGACUGUGAAGAUUGGAGACUUUGGCUUGGCAACAGUAAAGUCACGGUGGAGUGGCUCCCAUCAGUUUGAGCAGUUGUCUGGUUCUAUCCUGUGGAUGGCGCCUGAGGUGAUCCGAAUGCAAGAUAAGAACCCCUACAGUUUUCAGUCCGAUGUCUACGCGUUUGGGGUGGUUCUCUAUGAGUUGAUGAGCGGACAGUUACCCUACUCCAAUAUCAAUAACCGAGAUCAGAUAAUCUUCAUGGUUGGCCGAGGUUAUCUGACCCCUGACCUCAGUAAGGUGCGCAAUAACUGUCCAAAGGCAAUGAAGAGGUUAAUGGCAGAUUGUCUGAAGAAGAAACGUGAUGAGCGCCCUCUGUUCCCUCAGAUCCUUGCCUCGAUUGAGCUGCUGGCCAGGUCCUUGCCAAAGAUUCAUCGCAGUGCGUCGGAGCCCUCACUCAAUCGGGCCGGUUUCCAAACUGAGGACUUCAGUCUGUAUACGUGUGCUUCCCCAAAGACACCCAUUCAGGCUGGAGGAUACGCCGGUGAGUUUACUGCAUUCAAAUAGAUGGGGACACCUUACCACCCACCAGAGCAGGUGUUUGCUGUCACGUCUCGUGUCCUCCCAGUUGUUCCGGGGUUUAAACCUGCAAACAGAAACUACAGCUGUUGACUGAGCUGCCGUUUGUAUCAUUUUCAAGACAGACUCUGCCAACUGAUUUCUGCAAAGCUGUAGCUCUGAAACUGCCUGAUGCGCAAAUGUGAGUUGCCCCAGAGCCAGCUGUAGCUGUUUGUCUCCCUGAACGAAGAGGAAGGAGGAAACAGCUUUUCUGGAUACUGUUUGCAGUUACUGGGGAGAGGGACAGUGGCCAGGCGUGAAGAGGAAUCUUUGAUAAUCAAGGGACCAUGGGGUGGUUGGGCUGCAACAAUGUUGUAUCACCUGCACUGUGCGAUUGUCUCCCUGCCCCAGAUUGGGUUGUGCAAUAACCGUGAUUGAAGAGCAGGAGAGGCCCUGUUACAAUCGAGCAGGAAAUGUUGUGAAACGGCUGCAGUGGCCGCUGUCCCUUGCUCACCCCUACACUGAGGCACAGAGACACUUUUAUUUAUGUAUAUUCUAUAAUUUAUUCAUUCUUUCCUGUGAGAGGUCAGCACACUCUUCCUGCCACCACACAGCCCACCCCCCCCCUACUCCUGGUGCUCCCAUUCUCCAGCUGAUGCUUUUUGUCUCGGGUAAUCUAUUGGUUUCUGCGUCCAGGAAGAGGGAGCAGACAGUGGGUUCUCACUGUUCCCCUGUAGAAGAUCCCCCAAAAUGACCAUUACUUCCCUUCUCUGCUGCUCAGUUCCCACUGGGUGAAAAUAGGUUGCAUUUUUAGCCCUUGUCCUCCACCAGGUUAUGGGGCGAGUGUGUGAUCCUUGGCCCUUGCUGUGAGACGGCUUUUUAAAUGCAGACCAUAGAGCCGGCCGUUGCUUUCUUGCUCCAGCUAAGACUGUGCAUCUGCUCCAGGCCAAGCGGCUCUCCCGCACUAGGAAGAAAUAAAGGGCUCAGGGAAUCCGAUGUUGGAUUCUGAAGGGCAUCGUGGAGUUGUCGGAACAUUGAGUAUUGGACUUGACUGUGAUGCCAUCUGUUGUGGACUAGCUUGCAGUCACAGGAGGUCAUCAGACUUGAACAAUAGCUCUUCAACAAAGAUUCAGAUAUUGAAAUGAAACGAAGGAGCACACUAAGUUAGAAGCUUUGCAAGGGAAAAUACUCCUGCACAACUAUGUUAAUCACCAGCCUGGGUCUUUGGCUGCUAUUUCAUACCAGUCAGGAGCACAAUUAGGUUAUUCUAACAUGCUACAGUAAAAUCAGGACUGAUCUCUGUGCCCUCCAUUUUCCUGCCAGUCACCCCAGACCCUCAUCCAGGGGAAGGGACAAUGAGGGGCUUGGAGAUUGAACAUUAAAAUUCUAGUUGAAAUCCACUACAUGCCUAACCGAUACUUGUACAUUUCAGUUCUAUCACAUGGGUUGUUUCUAGAAAUAGCUAACUGUGGAGGUCAGUCUGUUAAGAUAGGGCUAUAUUUGUAUCAGCAACAACUCUGGCUACAAACACAAAUUAAGGGACAGAUUACUUACAGAGACUCAAUGAGGCCCUAGUAAUCUCUGUCAGUGAAUGCUAUGGCAGUCCACUGGUCAUUUAAUUACCCAACCUGAAAAUUACCAUUGACUGUUGGAUCAAUCUUCUGUUUAUAAAUUUAUAAUACUCAGGCACUUCAGACUAGACAUAGCCUUGUUGGGCCCAGUUCUAGAUGGAUCUAGUCCCUCAGUAACAGUCUUCACUAAGUUGGAUCUAAUGCUUCAAUUUACCAUUUAAACAGCAACCCCUGCAUUGGCUCUCAGUACAAUGUAAAGACAGCCCAGCUUUAGUUAUCACCAUCUUGUGCUUUUCCUUGUUACAGAUCUUACCAGAGCCAGCAAGUGCUAGUGCCAUUCACACUGAAAGGAAGUGGGUUCUAUUGCGCAGUGUUAUUGCCAAGAGGUUACAAGCACCAGUCAUGAGCAUUUAGCUCUGUAGUUGGCUGGGUUCUGUCCACAGCUGCAUAGGCAGCUUCCAGCUAGCACUGCCAGCAAACUGUAGCCACAAACAUCACACUUGGUAUCUCCAUGCUGCAGUACAGCUACUAAGCGUUGGUCAGUCCAUCUCUGCAUCAGACCCUGUUUAAGGUAACACCCCGCCCCCCCCCAAAAAAAAGUGAUAGUUGGGGUUAGGCGCACCUUCUGGGGUUUUGCUGCUAUGAUUCAAUUAGAAGCUAAACUUCAUGACUGCUUUUUAAAAAUGUUUAUGUACAAGAUUAAAGUAAUCCCUGUGCAAUAACGCUCAAAAUGUGAAUCAGUUGGCUUUUGGAGACAUCGCUGCCACUACUGGGGCGUGGACAGGGCAGAGUGUCACUUUCUGCUGCUGUGGCCCAGUCCAUUGGUGAGACUACAGCUGAGAGAGCUUGAAAGAACGUCUGCCUGAAAUAAGGCGGCUACACCUGGAGUCGCAGCAUGAGCGGCUGUGGGUUGGAGUAUGGAAGCCAGGGAUUGCAAUGGCAAAAAUAAACUCUUGCAGUGUACGUUUUAAACUUAUUCCUUCCCCUCCAGGAAGGGGCACAGGUACAGAGGGCAGAGGGAGCUGACCCAACUUAUACAUUACCAGCUUUUGCAACGAGCUAGCCACUUAUCCCCUACAUAGCCCUGCAAUCUUUUUCUUUGGUACAGUCCUUGCCAACUGGAUCCUUUACACAUGACCUUUGACAAAAUUCCUAUCUCAGAGAAUUACCAAAAAAAAACUUAAUUUAGAAGGAGCUGAUUCCAGUGCCAUACCCAACCGCUGGCACUUCUGAAGGUGCGGCAGGCUCCUAAAAGAGGGGGAAUAAAAAUAGGUCAAGGUCCUGCUUUCAUGUCUGUUCUAAGAUUAGAGCAAGGAUUGCUUCUCUCAGUCAAAAAAUCAGCUUCAUCUUGGAUCAGUGUAAAGACUAAAUGUACUGUCAUUGCAUUCUGCUCCCUCCCCCAGUACCUUCAAUUCUCACCUGUAAAUUUGUACAAUGGAAUAUAUUGUCAGUUUGCUAUAGAGCAUGGAUACAAAAUUUUGAUAGAUAAUUCAAAAACCUUAUUGUGUAAAGUUAUUUAAAAGACUGUAUUAUAAAAGUUCUAUGUAUGUGAAUAUUGGAAACACUAUAAUAAAGGACCUGCAUGGACUCUGCACUGUCUUCAGGCCUGUUGGCCAGUCCAUGUUACUCUCUACUCUG